This is a messenger RNA of Drosophila mauritiana, 1679 nucleotides long. RefSeq lists its product as uncharacterized. Bases 119 to 1657 code for a protein of 512 amino acids. The transcript has 4 exons. NCBI's taxonomy places the organism in Eukaryota, Metazoa, Arthropoda, Insecta, Diptera, Drosophilidae. The record is from RefSeq and is a predicted model, not a curated record.
ACUUCCAGGUGGCUUGAAAAUAGAUUGCGCCUUGUAUUUAUAUUUUCUUUAUAGCAUAAGUUGUUAAAAUAACUAUACAGCCCGUGUGCACCCGGUAAUCCUCUUCUUGACCACCAUAAUGCGGCGUUCCAAAGCUCCUUCCAUGCGCCGCGCUGCAAAGCGAGAGAGUGAAGCGGUGCCUCCCAAAGAGGAACCACAGUCACCCUGCUCCUGGCCCAAAAACAAUCUACCCAGCGAAUGGGGCACACCAGCGGGCACCCAAAGCCUGGGACCUCGAGAAUUCAGGGCGGACGAGAAUCCGCUUAAAGAUAGCCGUAUCUUCCAUGUGCUCUGGCGUAAUCAGACCACCAAAAAGCACAAAACGUGGACUGGCAACGGAACACUGGUGGUCACCGGAUCCGUAGUAACAUUGAAGGAUGACACCGGCAAGGUUGUGGACACCAUGACAUAUUUUAAGCAGCAGCAACUCAAGGAGAACGAUCAGCUGGAAGUGGGCAGCAAGGAUGUCGAGGUUCAGGAGGAGAUUAAAACCGUGGAGGAGUGCUUUACCCAGCGCCAGUUGGAAAUAGCCAACUGGUGCCAGAAAAUAGAUGCCCAGAAUGGUUGUGCAGACACAUCGCCACCUCCUGCUGACAGUGCACCCUUUAGGUCUCAUGUUCUCAAGAAGAUCAAGCGCGAGGCGGGUGCACUUGCUUCAUCGCAUUUGGAAAUUAGCCAACAUAAAGAAGAAGAAAAUGUAUCAAAUGCAGCCCCCGAUUCCAGCACUUCGAUGGAAAAGAAAAUGUAUGCACAAAACACUUUGAAGAUAGAAAAUCCUCCCAAGGAGUUCACCCAAUCGGAAUAUCUGUGUCUACUUACUCCAGCUGAAUUGCAGAAAAAAAUAUUAAUCUUCGUUUCUGAAUAUGCACAAACUACCAAAACAGGAUCGUCUAUGUUGAAGGAAAUCUUCCAAAUUGUCUGUGAUCAUCCUGUGCUCCUAAAAACUUUGGGCAAGAAUCCAGAGUUUAAGGAAAUAAUGGAGGUACUGAACGCCAUACUGCCGCCCUGGCCAAGCAUGGGACUUUACGAUUCCGCCAAGUUCGAGUUUCUGCACGUGAUGCUGGAUCACUUAGUGGCGGAGCGAGGCGAGAAAUGCUGCAUAUUGGCAAACAGUGAGGAUUGCCUCACCCUGGUCAGGGGAUACUGCGAGAGUUAUAGUUUAGACCAUGCGCAGCUAGAUGAUCCCCAAAAAGUGAACUUAUUUAAUUCUCUUGCCGAUGGAGAACCAAUGGUUGGCUUGAUUUUGACCAGUGACUUGUCGGCGCUUCGAGCUCUUCGCUGCAAGCACCUAAUUAUUUAUAAUCACAAUGCCAGGCAGCACGCCAACCAACUGCUGGCCGUUGGAGCAAUGGACACCAAAAUAUACACACUCAUCACAGCCGGAGGUUCUCCGGAGGAGUUUCAGUUCUAUGGGCAAAUGACUCGAAGUUCAGAUGAUUCUCUAGAAGAUCUUGAGAAUUACCGAAGCCAGCUUAUACCGAGCGCAAGUAAUGAUCUGGCAGACUGGACCAAAAAUGAGCCACCUUUUGACUGUGUUUUCUUUGAGGAAACUGCUAUAUCGGAUUGUCUGGAUUGUAUUCAACUGGUUUAUUCAAGAAAAGUGAGAGUAAAAACUUAAACAAACAAAACCUUAACUUCAA